Molecule: messenger RNA, 3504 nt
Organism: Nematostella vectensis (starlet sea anemone)
Lineage: Eukaryota; Metazoa; Cnidaria; Anthozoa; Actiniaria; Edwardsiidae
Product: allatostatin-A receptor-like
Exons: 2
Coding region: 2157-3131 (324 amino acids)
Biological process (GO): G protein-coupled receptor signaling pathway
Cellular component (GO): membrane
Molecular function (GO): G protein-coupled receptor activity
Source: RefSeq, a predicted model, not a curated record
ACAAUUAAAUAGAUUUGAAAAAAAUCAAAUAGGAUAACAAUCAAUGGCUUAAGUAUUUUUAUAGUACGCUUCGUCGCCAAAAUAAUUGGGAGUUUUUUUUUUGUUUAGAAAAUUUUUCGUUUUAGAUAUAUAUUAAGGGAACUCGACUACGCUAGUUCGAGUUAGGGAGAAGUUCGCGUUGUCCAAGUAUGAGUUAGCGGCGAGUUUAAAUUGUCCGAGUUCAAGUUAUUCCGGUUGUAGCGGGAUUCCAAAACUCAUACAAUGCCAUUAUUGUUAAAAAAGUACUUGAAACUUGAAUAGUUGCUACCAAGGGCUCAAAAGUGAGUCCCUGUUGCUACCCAAUUUCUUUAACAUGUGAUUUUAUUAUCGAUAUGGACUAGUUGGGACGCUCGGUCCACUUAAUAAGUAGUAAUUAGUAGUAAUAAUUAGUAGUAAUCUUGUAACAAAACCAGUCCUGAAUGUCUCCUAUAUAGAAGACGCUUUAAAGUGACGUCAUCACAUUCUCCCAGAUUCGCGGGAAAUUGAGCGCUAAGAGUUUGCAAACCCGCUCGUAUUUGUGAUUCCCUGUAGCCUUUACCGGUUCCCAAGGUAUAAAUAGGGAGGAGUACAUCUUGACUUCAUUUUGACUAAGUAUGGUGGCUUUCCAGUGAUUUGGUGGGGGACGGUGAGUAAAUAUCGAACUAGUGCUGGCUUCCUUGCUCGGGUCUGUGAGAGGACACGGAACUCACCGACCUCGGCGGAACAUAUUUAAGUCCUGCUUCUUUUUAAAAAUGUUUAGAGAACCCAUCUUUUGGGGAAUAAACCUCUGGUUACUUUUACGUCUUUGUGUGAAAUUUUAUGACUCUCAAUGGAAAGGCUGCGAUUUUGAAUUUCAAUAACAAACUUUUCGGGCACCACUAAGUGAUACCAAGCAUUUGAGCAAAGAUAUUGCUAGCUGGCCUUGGUUGCUUUUUGAGAGUCUAGUGAGUUUAUUGUCCGAUCUCAUAUCCAAAUCCUUGAAUGGAAGCCACAUUAUGGCCAGACAGUUUUUUGCUUAAAUUUAAAUACGAAUUGACGAUAUAGCCGACGAUAUAACUUUCUGGUAAAUUAUAUCCUUGAGUAUUUCGAUAGCAAAGGUCUAAAGAGUGUCUGCAAUUGCAUAAAGUAAAGUGUGAAAUAUUUAGCUAAACCUCAAAUUCUUUUUUUAUUUGAAGCUGAUAAAAGACACUCCCUGGCACAAUAAACUGAGUUUUUUAAGCAUCAGUGUGUUAAGUCAUCUAUUUAUAAAAAUGGUUUUUUUAUCAUUGAGGGGAAAUAAUAAUAAGUGCAUGUGGCCUUGAGCUUACGUCUGACUUCGUGCCUUUUAUGACAUGAAUGAAAUACGCAGCUGGUUCCAGUCUUGUUCUGAUCGAAUCGAUCUCAAAUAUCAUUCACUUAUGCUCUAACGGUUGUAAACUUGAGUUGAAUAUGCUGGAUCCACGAUAUCCAUGACUACUUUCACGAGUUUAGCAAUCGUAAUCGUUUUGCAAAAAUAUAUCAAGGUUACAUGAGCCCGUUGUAACUUACAUGAUCUAAAUUACUAAUCCUUUAUUCUGAUCGAUUGAAUCUUUGUUUUGGUCCUAUAAUAAGCGUCUCCUAUAUAGGAGACAUUUAGGACUGAAAAACAGAUGUCUUUCUACCACCUACUUUCGGGCCCGAUUUGAUUGAAACAGAAAUAAUUACAGAUUAGAAUAUCUAAUUGCGCUUCCGAAGUGUCAAUUGUAAAAUAGUCGAAUAUCGACUAUUCGAUAAGAUGAUGGCGCGAGAAAGAAUAAAUUCUAUAUGUGACAGCGGCGUAGAAGAAGGGAAGGAAGAGAGGACACUAACAUGAAUUAAAUACCCAAAAUUGGAUGUACGCGUAUUUUAGCUGCAAUUGGUUCUAAUCUUGUGAAAUACAAAUAUUGGAUAAAACACACAACAUGUGGCUUUUACAAUAGAAAUUUUGUCAAAAUUGAAAAUAGCCCAAUAGGGAACAUCGGCAUAAAAGGGGACUAGUGCGGGGACCACUAGGAAAGACACCUAUGUAUCAAAAGUAGCAUAUAAACUCGCACGAAACCGCCAGGUCUCAAAACGACUUCAGCAUUUUGGUAUAACACAAAGAUUUAAUUUAUAAAAUCAUAAAAGAAAUUGAAAAAGCGAUGGAUCCUAGAGAAAUUUCUGCGAUGUUUGGUUCCAUAGCCGCACUUUCAGUCCUUGGCAACGCCAUCUUGUGUGUUGUGAUCGCGCGUAGACGCUCAAUGUUGAAGAAAACCUACAAUGUAUUGAUCUUGAAUCUCGCCAUCUGUGAUGCAUUGAUGGGUGUUUUCCUUGUGCUGACACCGAACUACAUCAUCCCCAUGAAGUCGUUCCCGGUGAUGAGCGGAGGGAGUGGGCGCGCUUUCUGUCGUGCCAUCUUCUCAACCUACUGCUUGUUUGUCUGCGGAAAGGCGUCUAACACUACCAUCAUGUGUUUGGCCAUCGAACGAUGGUGCGCUGUGGUCAGACCAACAAAAUACAAGGCGAACUUUAACCGCAAGCGAGUCUCUUUAUACAUCGCCUUGAUUUGGUUGGCCGCGGCAGCGACCGAAAUUUUUGAGUUGUUCAUCGCUGAUCUGAUGCCUGACGGAAGAUGCGAAUGGAUCACUCCUUUCUACGGGGAGGAACUCAAUAAAGCUUUUCUCGUGUUUCACAUCACCAUUACAUUCUACAUCCCCAUGACCAUCACGUGGAUUUCAUUUGCCCAUAUUUGGUACCGCAUGUCACACAAUCAGGUCUCGACUCAGCAAGGAGAUGCAGGCAAAAAAAGCGUGGUCAGAAUGUGCUUGCUGGCUGCUUUGCUGCUAAGUCUCUGCUGGUUUCCGACAGAAACCUUUUGGAUCCUAAAGCAAUACAAGGUGGUCGUCCUACCCAAUGUUUGGUACUGGGUAUUUAACUUCUUUGCCUUCUUCAACUCCUGCUGCAACCCUCCUUUGUACUGCUUGACCAACAAGACCUACCGCCGUGAAGUGUUCGGCCUGUUUUGGUGUGGCAAGUGCGGAGCAGAGGUUGCCCCAGAAAAUGCAGCAGGCCAAUCCAUGCAUUCCCAGCAGAAUCUACGAGAUACGGAAGGCAGCGACGGAGCAGAGAGUGGUUGAUGUUGAGGAAUCGGUCAUGGCUGAAACAAUGAUGACUUCAGUGGCCAGAGACGGCAAAGGAACAGAGUGUGUCUUACCAUGAAUCGAAGAUACAGGAAAGUAAGGCACAAAAGGGCAACGCACAGGAUAGUAAGACAGAGGAGAACAAGGUACAGGAAAACAAGGUACAGGAGAACAAGGUACAGGAGAGCAAGGUACAGGAGAACAAGGUACAGGAGAACAAGGUACAGGAUAACAAGGUACAGGAGAACAAGGUAAAGGAGAGCAAGGUACAGGAGAACAAGGUAAAGGAGAGCAAGGUACAGGAGAACAAGGUACAGGAGAACAAGGUAUAGGAGAACAAGGUACAGGAGAGCAAGGUACAGGAGAACAA